Molecule: messenger RNA, 1631 nt
Organism: Camelina sativa (false flax)
Lineage: Eukaryota; Viridiplantae; Streptophyta; Magnoliopsida; Brassicales; Brassicaceae
Source: RefSeq, a predicted model, not a curated record
UCUAGAGCAGGUAGCUAAUCUUGCUUCUAUGCCCUUUGAUUCUCCCAGGAAAAGGAAGUCACGCGGAGAACGAGAACGAGAUGUAGCUGAGAUUCUUAGGAAAUGGAGAGAGUACAACCAGCAGACCGAGACAGAUUCUUCUUACAUCGAUGGUGGGAUUCCUAAACGAAUCCGAAAGGCUCCUACUCAAGGUUCCAGAAAGGGUUGUAUGAGAGGUAAAGGAGGACCUGAAAAUAGGUAUUGUGAGUAUAGAGGAGUUAGACAGAGGACUUGGGGUAAAUGGGUUGCUGAGAUCCGUGAGCCUGGCAAAGGUGGUAGGUUAUGGCUAGGUACUUUCUCUACUUCACAUGAAGCUGCAUUGGCUUAUGACGAGGCUGCCAAAGCUAUGUAUGGUCACUCUGCCCGGCUCAAUCUUCCUUAUUUCACUACUAAUGGCUCUUCUUCUACUGCCGCCACUGUGUCUGGCUCGGUCACUGCUUUUUCUAAUGAAUCUGAAGUUUGUGCACAUGAGGAUACAAAUGAGAUAUCUGGUUUUGCUCAGGUGAAACUAGAGGGUAAUAGCGGUGAUUAUGUUACCUUUGAUAGUUCUCAGUGUAUUAAAGAGAAGCUGAACGUAAAAGAGGAAGAGAGGGAACUUAACUCGGUUGAUGCUUUUGGAACUGGACAGGAAUCGAAAAAAGAGACCUUAGAUGAUUGGUUAAUGGGAAAUGGCAAUGAUCAAGCACCAUUCCGAUUUGAUGUGGACGAAACAUUUGAUAUCAGUGAGCUGUUGGGUAAACUAGAUGACAACAAUGCGUCUGGUCAAAACACUAUGCAGUGUCAAGUUAAUAGAAAGCCAAGCUUCAGUGACCAAAUGCAGUUUCAAGAUGCUAACUUGCCCGAGAGCCUCAACCCCAUGGAGAUUGCUGCUAAUCCUGAAGUUGAUUAUGAAUAUCAUUACACGCAGCAGAAUGAAAUGGAGAACAAUGGUAUUGGUUUAGACCAUCGCAGGUUCCAGGAUCUUGACGUACAGGAGGACUUGGAUUUUGGAGGAGGGAAAGAUGUUCAUGGCGCUACAUAAGAUCAUAAAUUCAUAUGACUGGCCUAAGAUUGUGAUUCUGCUCCGAGACUGUUUAGCCGUUAUUUGCUAUAGAAGCUGACUCUCUUUGAAGCUGCUGAUGAUACUUUCUGAUGUUAAUGGUUUUGAUGCAUAGUAAAUGUGGUUAGGUAAUGUAGGACAAGUUCAAAUAUGAUUCCUUCUUUCAAAGUUUGGAUUUAUAGGAAGUUUUGAUAAAUUAAAAAGCCUAUAAAGUUUUUGAUCUUUGAAGUUUGGAUAUAUAUAAUUUGUUGGUUGGUUCCUUAUGCAACCCAAACUCUCACAUCUAAUUUUCAUCUUAGGGAGUGGAGAUGGAAUAAGAGUGUGAUGGUUGCGUUAGUGAUUUUAUUGACUUUGCAAGUUUGAUUAUUCAAGAAACUAGUAGAUCAAAUUGCUUGGCUUAGUUUAAUUGUCAUCUUAUUAAAUUUGGAAAUUUCAGUAGUGGAAUUUUAUGGUCUGCAGACUUUCCUCAGGUUGUAUGAAAGAUUACAUAAGCAAUGAGGUAAGAAAAAAAAGUGUAAUAUACAAAGAGCAAAUUGAUAGAAUAAUAAUUUAU